Molecule: messenger RNA, 3468 nt
Organism: Fomitopsis serialis
Lineage: Eukaryota; Fungi; Basidiomycota; Agaricomycetes; Polyporales; Fomitopsidaceae
Exons: 4
Coding region: 145-3114 (989 amino acids)
Source: RefSeq, a predicted model, not a curated record
GCAAGUCGCCAGGGCCUUUUCGAGGCCUCCUCCCAGCCUUCCCUCCUCGCUCCCCUUCCCCUCUCUUUCAUCCCAGCAUCUACCGCGAGCGACCGUCACACUCAGUUGUCGGGUUUGGCGCAUUACUGACCGCGGUCGUCGGUCAUGUCUGGGGCGAGACUGCCCGCAGUACGCCUGCCAUCCGUCAUCGCAGGACAAGGGGCCGACGAAGAAAACCUCGGAGAGAGUCCCGUGGUGGUGAGCCUACCGCCGUCGAACAGGUUCGGGUUCGCAUGGCCUACCGAGGCUACUACCUCGGUUCCGUUGCCGCUAGCGACCGAGCGACCAGCUGGUGUCUCGUUCAGCUCCUCAGAAGGUGAGACCGACAUAUCUGAAGAGGAGCUGAGCCGCCCGACCAGAAGAUCCGCCAAGUCUGCAGACGGAGAGGAGUCCGAGUUCGUUACGCCGACCAACCACUUGGACUCGGACCAGAACCCCAUGGAUCAGACGGCGCAGCCUCCGCUCCCCCGCUUGUCCAGAGCAUUUUCCAUGCCCCUUCCUUCUCAACUUGGGCCCCUUAGGAAUCCACGGCGCAUCACUUCAUCCCCCGAUAGCGACGACAUAACCACUGUCAUCGAGUUGCCCCCGGAGUAUGCUCACUUCCAUGAGCUCUCACUCGAGCUCGCAGACUCUGUGCAGAUGGUCAUACAGACGUUACUCCAACUCUCGCCUCCUCAGGUCCUGGAUCCCGCCAAGGAGCAAUUCUCAGCAUGCUCGCUCUCAAUUCCGACGCCUUCCGUAUCUGCUAUGUUUACAUCUAUGAAGAAUCUAAAUUACAUGUCCGCCAACAUGUCGGCUCUUAGUCUCGACCCUCCUAUCCAACAGGCAACCACUGCAAGUGGUCGCCUUAGUAUGCCGUUGUCGUGGAAUGACUUCGACAUCGGCGAGAUGUUGCAGAGUGCGGGUGAUGCGUUGAGCGGGGUGGCCGCUCAAGCUGGAGUCGACCUCGUGUUGUUCCAUGGCGACCUAGGAAUGAAGCACGUUGGCGUGAAGGGUGAUGAAAGUGGACUUUCAUAUACCUUGUCGCAUGUUCUACGUCAACUUAUAGCCACAUCUCGCCCGGGGGACACCAUCGAAGUAGGCUUAUUUAUUGUCGCUGCGCCAGUCUCAACCAACGGCACGGACGCAGGACGCGUGUCCCCCUCUGUCGAUUCGGAAAGUCCACUGCGGUGUACAUUCCAGAUCGCGCACAGGACAGCAUCUGUGACUUCGACGUAUUCGGGCGACGCGGGUGAGUCCGACGCUGGCAGCGUGCCUCCGUCCCCUUCCGCCUCCUUCCAACUACAACCUUCCUUCAAGAGCCUUUUCCUGCGACGUCUGUUGAGCCAUGUUGGUGCAACUCUGGAGUUGAAUGUUCAGCCAAAAGGGGCAUCACCGGCGGGGCGUCUUUGCGAGUUGACCGUUACCCUGGACCGUGGCUCACCAGCUGUCGUCAAUCCGACUGUGAGCGGAGUCGCCGAAGAAGCAUUCCCUGGUUCACCGGAGUUCAAGAUUUCGCACGAACCAACACUAGAGCAGUUGACACAGUUCGCUGAGUCGCUACGAGGGCACAAGGUGACGCUGUUUGCAAACUCGAAAGGGGCAUUCGCGCAGCAUCUCACAAGUUACCUCACUGCUUGGGGGUUGGACGUCAGCCAUGUAUCGACAGAGCCGGACGCAGAUACUCUCCCCGAGCAUACAGAGGGGAGCCCUCAAUCUGCGUCAUCUGGCGGGGUGGGGAGAGAUGAUGCACCGUCUUCGGCGGAUCCAGAGCAGCCCGCUGGGCUCGCUCCUCCUCCUUCUGGUAUCCCUGGGCUAGAGCCGUUGUCGUUCUAUCUCAUUGAUGACGACGUUUCUGUCUUGCGGGAAAAGUUACAGAAGGUCAGGGCAGAGUUAGCCUACCCGUUGCACCUGAACACGCGAAAACGACCAUCGCUUGCAAAUCACCAUCGUCCACGUUCCUCACCACAGGUCGCUCGUGUCAUGGGGUUCACUCCUGCGAUGAGUGCACCUAACGCUCCCCCGCCUGUCAUCGUCUACUUCACCUCACUCUCCAAGUUCAAGCUGGUCAAGGAUGCUAUCCAGUCGGUGCUCUCGCCUGGCAUGGGCACCACGUCUCGGCUACCCGAAAUCAUUGUCAUCCCCAAGCCUGCAGGGCCACGUCGCGUUUUGACGGCAUUACACACGGCCAUUACGAAGCCCGUCGUGGAUCCUUUCUUCUACCCUACCGCCACCUCCCCCAUCAGUCCUGGCUUCCACGCCAUGACGCCUUUCUUCAACACACCAAACGCCGCUAGAUCUCCCGGUGGCAGGUCAACCACGAGCAUCCGAACGACGUCUGACAAGUCCGCCAGGUCGCCGAAAGAACACGGCCCGUCGUCGCCACGAGGCGUAUCGGACACGAUGGAGUACUUCUCGGAUGCGGCUGCCAAGCUGGGAACCUCGCCUGCAUCCGGCCUCGUCAUUCAAAGUCCUGACGGUCAACCAGCAGGUAUAUUCUUCCAUCCGAAGCCGAAGGGCUCGGGAAGCAGGAGCAAUCUACCGACACCUGCGUCUGAACGGGGUGUGUCGCCUUAUGAGCACUCGGGGCGCAGUCGUGGGGUAUCGUUCCGUCGACCAUCGGACGAGGCAAGUCUGGGUGUUGGUGCCUCCGAGGUCUCGCGACGUAAUACGCGUCCGGCCAUGCCGGAAAGUACGGACUCUGAAGAUCGUGAGGGUCGGACCCUAUCACCUAAUGGCAGACGCAAAUCCGUACCUGCAAGCGAGACCCUGCCGCCGUUGUCAAUAGAGAGCCCCAUCUCUGCUGGCGUCGUGGCUACAUCACCCGCCCCAGAGCCUUCGCCGUCCACGUCUGCAUCGUCGAGGAACUUAUCUCGCAAGGGCGGUCAAGUCGACCCCGUUCUUCGACACGCACCCGACCAGCCAGGAUCUCCAUCUCGCGCAACUGCAUCGCCGUCUACACGUAGACCCCGGCGCAAUUUGGAUAGCCCGGUCCUAAAUAUCCCAGUGCAGAAGAAGGGCAAGCCCAGUGAUACGAACAUCGUGCCGCCUAUCAGUGUGCUCAUCGUCGAUGGUGUGUUGUACGUGUGCAGAUAAUCCGAUCAACCAGACGAUUCUCUCCACCUUCAUGAAGAAAAGAAAAUCAAGUUUGAUGUCGCGAAGAACGGAGAGGAGGCUGUGGCGAAGUGGCAGACGGGGGCUUCCAUCUGGUCCUCAUGGACAUUCAGAUGCCGUCAUGGAUGGUAUCGAGGCACCAAGCAAUCCGGCGAAUGGAGAAGUUCAAUGCACGGGGGCCUUCCCAUCGACACCCCAAUCUGAAGGUCAGCGGACACCGUCAGAAGCCUCGCUCAGCGAGUCACGGUCGUCGACGAUGUCAACUCCGCCGUACCGGUCGUCGGUGAUUAUCGUCGCCCUCACGGCGUCCUCGCUGCAAAGUGACCGAGUGGCCGC